CCCCCCAACUGUCGAACAGAAGGAAUCUCUUCUAUACACUACCGCGUCCGGUGGAACAUCAUGUCUGCUAUGAGGACAUUGACGGUCGCGGGAUUGUUUCUGGCUUUUUGCGCGUUGGGACUCAUUGCAGUCGCAAUAUGUACUGACAACUGGUACGAGACCGAUGCAAGGAGGCACAGGGAACGUUGUAAGAAUUAUUCCAACAAAAGGAACGACCCUGGAUUCAUCUAUAUCUCCAACCAGAACCUCCCACUCCGUAUGCUACCGAAGGAGAAUAACGUGGAGCGGAAGGGGUCGAGUGGAGGAGUCCUCCUGCGGGCUAAGCGGCACUUCUUGCCCCCUGCCCCGGCCAUGGAGUCCCUCUGCAGUCGGCAGUACAACUCCACCAUCUCCGGGCUGUGGAGGAAAUGUCACCGGGAGGGAUUCGACCUGGAGACAGAGGAUCUCAUCUUUAAAGGUUUAGUUCAGCGCUGCACACCGAUAAAAUACUACUACUAUUAUUUAGCCCUUCCCAGAAAGCUGAGCGUCAAUAUAAUCAAGACUAUUCGUCAGGAUGAGUGGCACGCACUCCACCUGCAGAGAAUGACAACCAGUUUCAUCGGCAUGGCUGUGUCCAUCAUCCUGUUUGGCUGGGUGAUCGGGGCUCUGGGCUGCUGUCAGCAGCAUGACCUGAUGCAGUACGUAGCGGGACUGCUCUUCCUCAUGGGAGGAACAUGCUGUAUCAUCUCUCUGUGUACAUGUGUAGCAGGGAUCAACUUCCAACUGUCCCGUUAUCCUCGGUACAUGUAUGGGAUCCCAGAGGACAUCGGUCACGGAUACGGUUGGUCCAUGUUCUGCGCAUGGGGGGGCCUAGGUCUCACCCUAUUGGCUGGCUUCCUGUGCACGCUGGCUCCUUCCCUCUACCCCCCUGUGCCUCACACUAUGGUAGAGAGGUCGCAACGCAAGCCUCGACAUGAGAACGGCUGUGUGUGACACCAUAGAAAUAGAAUUACUAUUUGACUUCAAUGGGAAUAUCCAUUUUAAGUCAUGGGAAUGUCCAUUUUAGCAAUGGGAAUGUGUGUUCUAGUAAUGGGAAUGUCCAUUCUAGUAAUGGGAAUGUCCAUUCUAGUAAUGGGAAUGUCCAUUCUAGUAAUGGGAAUAUCUAUUCUAGUAAUGGGAAUGUCCGUUCUAGUAAUGGGAAUGUCCGUUCUAGUAAUGGGAAUGUCCGUUCUAGUAAUGGGAAUGUCCAUUCUAGUAAUGGGAAUGUCCAUUCUAGUAAUGGGAAUGUCCAUUCUAGUAAUGGGAAUGUCCAUUCUAGUAAUGGGAAUGUCCAUUCUAGUAAUGUGAAUGUCCAUUCUAGUAAUGGGAAUGUCCAUUCUAGUAAUGGGAAUGUCCAUUCUAGUAAUGGGAAUGUCCAUUCUAGUAAUGGGAAUGUCCAUUCUAGUAAUGGGAAUAUCCAUUCUAGUAAUGGGAAUGUCCAUUCUAGUAAUGGGAAUGUCCAUUCUAGUAAUGGGAAUGUGUGUUCUAGUAAUGGGAAUGUGUGUUCUAGUAAUGGGAAUAUUCGUUCUACUAAUGGGAAUGUCCAUUCUAGUAAUGGGAAUGUCCAUUCUAGUAAUGGGAAUGUCCAUUCUAGUAAUGGGAAUGUCCAUUCUAGUAAUGGGAAUAUCCAUUCUAGUAAUGGGAAUAUCCAUUCUAGUAAUGGGAAUGUCCAUUCUAGUAAUGGGAAUGUCCAUUCUAGUAAUGGGAAUGUCCAUUCUAGUAAUGGGAAUGUCCAUUCUAGUAAUGGGAAUAAUGUCCGUUCUAGUAAUGGGAAUGUCCGUUCUAGUAAUGGGAAUAUCCAUUUGAGAAUGUCUGUUCUAGUAAUUCUAUUUCUAUGUGUGGCACUCUGCCAAACCUUCAACUCCCAGUGACAGGAGUGUGUGACCGUGUCAGUAUCUGCCAGACUUUCCAGUGACAGGACUCUCAUCCCUCCUGAGUCUUGUCUCUUCUCCAUCCUCUGACAGUCAGUCAUCCCUUCCUCUGAAAAAAUAUGUUGAUAUGUGCUGGUCUGACUGGACUGGGGACGUUACCCAGAGACUAAGAAGUAAGAUCUGUCAGACACACAGCAUUGAUUGCACAAAGAAAAGAAACUGACAAAUAUUCUGGCUCUCAAGCUUGAAGGGAAUUUAUUAGGGUCGGAUGAUGACAGAUUACGGAAGAGGAAUUCAAUUCUUCUUCUUUCUUUUCUUCUGUCCUCCUCCUCCUUCCUCCCUAAUCAAAACGGUCAACAGCUACAGAAUUAUAUUUCUGUCCCGUAAUGAAUUGUUUAGUGGAGAAGUUACUCUAGUAAAUAUAUUCCUGUACCUUUGACCUUUUAUGCUGGUUCUACAAAAUUGAAGAAGACAGAAGAACAAUGUUAACACCAACUUUAAGAGUUGAACUUCCACUUCUGCAAUGUUCACUUAAGGGCUCUAUUCUGUCCGGAUCUCUGAAGCGUUACAGAUCUCUGAUGGGUUACAGAUCUCUGAUGGGUUACAGAUCUCUGAAGGGUUACAGAUCGCUGAAGCGUUACAGAUCGCUGAAGCGUUACAGAUGGCUGAAGGGUUACAGAUCUCUGAAGCGUUACAGAUCUCUGAAGGGUUACAGAUGGCUGAAGGGUUACAGAUCUCUAAAGCGUUACAGAUCUCUGAAGGGUUACAGAUGGCUGAAGCGUUACAGAUCUCUGAAGGGUUACAGAUCUCUGAAGCGUUACAGAUCUCUGAAGGGUUACAGAUGGCUGAAGGGUUACAGGUCUCUGAAGCGUUACAGAUCUCUGAAGGGUUACAGAUGGCUGAAGCGUUACAGAUCUCUGAAGCGUUACAGAUCUCUGAAGGGUUACAGAUCUCUGAAGGGUUACAGAUGGCUGAAGGGUUACAGAUCUCUGACGCGUUACAGAUGGCUGAAGGGUUACAGAUGGCUGAAGGGUUACAGAUCGCUGAAGGGUUACAGAUCUCUGAAGGGUUACAGAUCUCUGAAGGGUUACAGAUGGCUGAAGCGUUACAGAUGGCUGAAGAGUUACAGAUUGCGCAAUAGAAAUGUAAAGGUCAUUCCAGAUUGAGCAGACAUAACGCAGUGUUUACCGUGAAUUCAGUAUCCACUAACGCAGGAACAUUACCUUUAAAUUUCAAUCCCGAUGUAACGUUGAACCUCCGCUAUACGUAUUGAAUAGAGCCCUUAGUCUCCCACUGACGUCAAUGCAUGGCCAAGUGAAAAUUUGACAUGUUCCCCCUAGAUAACACUUAAUAAAGUUGAAAAUGAAAAUAAUAUGGACGUGUAUUCUCACAUUUUUGAAGAGCAAACAUGUAGUAUUCCUUUAUGUACCCACUGAAACCAAAAUAAUAUGUAAAUUACAUUUUGAAAAUGUAUGCAGGUUUGCAUUUGUAUGUAUUCAAAGAAAACAUGAGCAUUAAGAUACAAGACUGUAUUUGAUGGGAAAUGUUUUGAUGUUUUUGCUGUUUACUGAUCAUGAUAGCCCGUCCAAUCAAGAUAUUUUUGAAAAAUAAAAUGAUGAUACAAACUGUU
Molecule: messenger RNA, 3519 nt
Organism: Salvelinus fontinalis (brook trout)
Lineage: Eukaryota; Metazoa; Chordata; Actinopteri; Salmoniformes; Salmonidae
Product: transmembrane protein 178B-like
Exons: 4
Coding region: 61-972 (303 amino acids)
Cellular component (GO): membrane
Source: RefSeq, a predicted model, not a curated record